AUCAAGCCGGCAACCAAGCCCCGCGUCGACCUGCUGCCGGGGGAUUUCGCUGCUGAGAUGGAUCUGCGGCUGCUGGCGACCGAGCGGCGGUUACGGCUGAAGACCGAGCUUCGGCUACUGGACUGUUGUAUCGACGUCGGCGGAGGGGGGUGGGGGUGGGGGUGGGGGUGGGGGUCUGGACAGAGAAGGGGGGGUGGAGGGGGGUACAGCGGGGGGGGGGGGAACCGGCGUUCGACGACGGAUGUCGGCGUUCGGCGACGGAUGUCGGCGUCGGUGACCGGUGGUCGGGGCCAGCGGUUUGGUUGGGUCGACGCCGUAGGUCGGCGACGGCGACGGGGCCGGAGACCGGAGCACGGGAGAGAGAGAGGGUAG
Messenger RNA from Capsicum annuum, 372 nucleotides. RefSeq names its product glycine-rich RNA-binding protein 7-like. Lineage: Eukaryota; Viridiplantae; Streptophyta; Magnoliopsida; Solanales; Solanaceae. The annotation marks the transcript as partial. The transcript has a single exon. The record is from RefSeq and is a predicted model, not a curated record.